UCACCGGGUCGUGCCGGGGACCUGGGGACCGGAGGGGCUGAGGACAAAGUCUGAGCCACCCGGGAGGAGUCGGUGGGGCCCCGGCCGCGGGCGACUGCGGAGAAGCCAAAGGCUCCUGGGGGCGCCGAUGCGGGAGCGGUGUGCGAGCCCCGGAGCAGUCCCGGCCUGACGUGGGCGAAGCACUGCGGAGGAUGCCCCGGCCGCAGACCCUAGCGGGCCUGUGAGAGCUAGCCCGGUGUAGAAGAGGAAAGGGAGGCUGGCCGUGGUGCACGCCCGAGCUCUCGGGAGGCUGAGGCGGCGGAAUCUCUGAGUUCCGAGCCCGCCUAAGCCUCAAAACUUGAUUGGGGUGGAGGGGCAGGUGUGCUGCACUCCUGAGCCAGCGCUGGGUAGACGGAGGCAGGAGGAUCAGAUCUUCAAGUCAUCAUCAACCAACAGCGAGUUUAAGGCCAGCCUGGGCUACGGGAAAGCCACAAGUUUUUUUAAAAACAAAACAGAACAUAAAACCUAUUACACUUAAUUAAUUAACUAAUUAAUUAAAGCAAAAGGCCCGGCAGGAAGCAUCCGCUCGAAGGGUUGGUACAGACAGGCGAAGGGAACUCCGAGCUCCUGGGUCUGCCGCAGACGGGACGCGGGGAAGGGGACCCGGAGACGUGGCCAUGAUGCCGGAGUGUUCGGUGGCUGAACGAGAGAGAAGGGGUUCGUUCUAGAGCCCUCAGUGUGCGUCUUGCUCCCCGGGGGCCUGCGCAGCCCCCAACACCCUCUGAGUCCCCAGGCUUUGAGCCCACCCUCUGGGUGUGCAGUGAACCCGCACCCUUGGAGUAGGUAAAUAAACGCAUGACCACUGAGUCGCGCCUGUAAAAUGGCAAACUCUUUUUCUCUGCCGCAUAGUAUUCCGGUGGCUUGACAAGGCUAACAUCUUGGGAGAUGAGGACGCCUCUGAGCUACAUUUAACAGGGAUGCGAGGGUGUGGCUGAGGUCAGGUCCUCGUGGUUCCUGUUGACAGUUUCCAAAGUGCCCGCGCUCGUGACAGGAACUCGGCCCUGGAUGCCAGUUAGACCAGGAACCUUGUCCCUAUCCAUCAGAGUCAGACAAAUGUAUCUGAAGAUGUCACCCCUGUCCCGAAGCGUCAUGGCUUCCGGCGUCCUGGAGAAGCAAACUCUGCCAGGGCUUCCUCAGAAGGCGGGCCUGGGCCCCUGCCUGCAGCCCGGGGUGCCGACCCUCCGCUGCUCGGUGCCCAGAGCCCUCCCUCCUCCAGCCACCCCUCUGUCAUCUGGGCACAGCUCCGGGAAGAGUGAAGGCUCCAAGCGGCUCCGGCAUCUACGCAGGGAGCCGCGAAGGCGGGGACAAGGGAGGGGCGGGGGUAUAAGGGCGGCCACCGCGACGCGGGCGGAGGAGCCACUUUCCAGCCCCUGCUGCUGCCAGCAGCAGAGACCAGGGCGCCGGGAUCCUCGGUAUCCUCCCUCUCGUCCCCACAGUCCCAGGACUCAAUCCGGGAAGGCUGCCUGGAGGAGGAGGGCGACGGGGCCAUGGCCACCGAGGCGACGCUGGGUCCCAACGUGACCUGGUGGGCUCCGUCCAACGCUUCGGGAUGCCCAGGCUGCGGUGCCAACGCUUCGGACGACCCGGGCCCCGCGCCCAGGCCCCUGGAUGCCUGGCUGGUUCCCCUGUUCUUCGCUGCGCUCAUGCUGCUCGGGCUGGUCGGGAACUCACUGGUCAUCUACGUCAUCUGCCGCCACAAGCACAUGCAGACCGUCACCAACUUCUACAUCGCCAACCUGGCGGCCACGGACGUCACGUUCCUGCUGUGCUGCGUGCCCUUCACCGCCCUCCUCUAUCCGCUGCCCGCCUGGGUGCUCGGGGACUUCAUGUGCAAAUUCGUCAACUACAUCCAGCAGGUCUCGGUGCAAGCCACCUGCGCCACUCUGACGGCCAUGAGCGUGGACCGCUGGUACGUGACUGUGUUUCCGCUGCGUGCACUUCACCGCCGCACCCCGCGCCUGGCCUUGGCUGUCAGCCUCAGCAUCUGGGUGGGGUCCGCAGCUGUGUCCGCCCCGGUGCUGGCCCUGCACCGCCUGUCGCCGGGGCCUCGCACCUACUGCAGCGAGGCGUUUCCCAGCCGCGCCCUGGAGCGAGCCUUCGCGCUCUACAACCUGCUGGCUCUGUACCUGCUGCCGCUGCUCGCCACCUGCGCCUGCUACGGUGCCAUGCUGCGCCACCUGGGCCGCGCCGCCGUCCGCCCGGCACCCACCGACGGCGCCCUGCAGGGGCGGCUGCUGGCACAGCGCGCUGGAGCAGUGCGCACCAAGGUCUCCCGGCUGGUGGCCGCUGUCGUCCUGCUCUUCGCCGCCUGCUGGGGCCCGAUCCAGCUGUUCCUGGUGCUUCAAGCCCUGGGCCCCUCAGGGGCCUGGCACCCUCGAAGCUACGCCGCCUACGCGCUCAAGAUCUGGGCUCACUGCAUGUCCUACAGCAACUCGGCGCUCAACCCGCUGCUCUAUGCCUUCCUGGGUUCGCACUUCAGGCGGGCCUUCUGCCGCGUGUGCCCCUGCGGCCCGCAACCGCAGCGCCGGUCCCACGCGGCAGCGCGCUCGGGCCGAGCCGCAACCCACAGUGUGCCACACAGCCGGGCUGCGCACCCGGGCCGGAUCGGGAGCCCCGAGCCUGGGGACCCUGUGGCGCGCUCGCCCUGCGCUCAGAGUGAACACACCGCCCCACUCUGAGCCGCUCCCGCCUGUGGGAUAACCCGACCCGGCUGCUUGCCCUGGGUGGGCGGCUGUUAACAGUUUAAUCUGUGUCAAUCGCCUUCUUUUCUCCCCUUUGGCCCCAGUACACCAUGUUUUUUUGCUGUGGAUGUUGUGAUAAUUCUCUACGCACGCUGUGAUCUUUGAAGAUUAAUGUACUCACUUUCUGCAUCUAUUUUAUUUUAUUUAUUUUUUCUUUUCGGGUGCCGGGACCUGAACCAGGAGUUUGUGUUUAUGAGGAGGCGAGUUAUGUACUAAAUGCCCAGCCUCUCUGUCUCUCUGUUUCCCCUUUUCCUACCUCUUGUCUUUCUUUCUUUGUUUCUUUGUUUCUUUCUUUCUGUCUCUCUCUCUCUCUCUCUCUCUCUCUCUCUCUCUCUCUCUCUCUCUCUCUCUUUCUUUCUUUUUGGCUUUUUCGUGACAGGUUUCUCUGUGUAGCCCUGGUUGUCCUGGAACUCACUCUGUAGACCAGGCUGGCCUCGACCUCAGAGCUCCCCUUGCCUCUGCCUCCCAAGUGCUUGGAUUAAAGGCCUUUGAGACCA
Apodemus sylvaticus (European woodmouse) is the source of this 3277-nucleotide messenger RNA. It is a transcript of the gene Kiss1r, whose product is annotated as KISS1 receptor. Gene Ontology annotation, molecular function: G protein-coupled peptide receptor activity. Lineage: Eukaryota; Metazoa; Chordata; Mammalia; Rodentia; Muridae. The record is from RefSeq and is a predicted model, not a curated record. Gene Ontology annotation, biological process: neuropeptide signaling pathway. The transcript has 5 exons. Gene Ontology annotation, cellular component: membrane. The coding region runs from base 1527 to 2717 and encodes 396 amino acids.